AUGUGCGCCGAGAAAGCCCGCGCAGGAGCACUGAGCCCAGGACAGGACCUCUGCUUGCAUGGAGAGAGGAAGCUGUUCCUAGCCCUGGCAGGGGUCUUAGCUACACUCAUCCUGGCCCAGCCCUGUGAGGGCACUGUCCCAGCCUUCCCCAGGACAGUGGAGACCUCGGCCCUUUGGGGCUGUGUAACAGAGGCCCCGUUGCUGGUGAAUGCUACAAUCAGACUCAGGAGGUUCAAGCAGCAGCUUCACUGCUGAGGCUUGGCCAGCCCCAUGGACAUCCUGUUCUACUUCAAACAACCGUUAGCAGCCACCAGGACAGUGGUUCGGGCUGCUGAUUGUAUGCACGUGGCUUUGGGGCUGCUGGAGGAGCAGUUGCAACUCCAGGGAUCCAGUUCCUUCAAUGUCACUGCUGGCAGCCAGCGGGCCAGGGCCUGGUUGGAGGCCCCCAGCAAGGGUCUUUCCCUGCAGCAGGUGGCCCCAACAUUUUGUGGGGUCCAGGAGCCCACGCCCCACACUGACCUAUCUCCACACUGGGUCUGGGCCAUCUCGAACCAGAUUGUGCUCUUCUCCAGUGAGAGGCUGACCUCCCACCGGGGCCUGACCCUUAUGUUCAUGCAGUGCGGCCAGUUCAUUGACCACGACUUGGACUUCACCCCUGAGCCCCCAGCUAGAGUGGCCUUCACUGUGGGGGUCGACUGUGAGAGGACCUGCACCCAGUUGCCCCCCUGCUUCCCCAUCAAGUUACCCCCAAUCCCAUCCAGUGACCCCCGCAUUAGGGACCAGAGUGACUGGAUCCCCUUCUUCCGUUCAGCGCCCUCAUGCCCCCCAAACAGGAACCAAGUCCAAAACCAGCUCAGCGCGCUCACUUCCUUCUCAGAUGCCAGCAUGGUGUAUGGCAGCGAGGUCUCCCUCGCCCUGCAGCUCUGCAACCAGACCAAUCACCUGGGGCUGCUGGCCAUCAGCACCUGCUUCAGUGACAACGGCUGGGCCCGGCUCCCCUUCGACAACCUGUGUGAUGACCCCUACCUCCUCACCAACCCCUCCCUGUGCGCCCCCUGCUCCCCGGCAGGGGACUGUCGACCAUCUGAAACCCCCAAACUGGCAGCAAUGCAUACCCUGUUUAUGCGGGAGCACACCCGGCGGGCUAUGCAGCUGAGACGCCUGAUUCCCCCGUGGAGUGGAGACACCCUGCUCCAGGAGGCCCGGAAGACCGUGGAGGCCACGGUCCACAUCAUCACCUACUGAGACUUUCUGCCCCUGGUUCUGGCCGAGGCCCAGGCUCCCCGGGAGAAAACCCUGGGGCCCUACCGGGGGUCUUGCUCCAAUGUGGACCGUCGUGCGGCCAGUGUCUUCACCCUGGCCUUCUGCUUUGGUCACACCAUGCUCCAGCCCUUCAUGUUUCGCUUGGACAGCCAGUACCGCGCCUCAGCACCCAACUCAUGUGUCCCUCUUAGGACUAGCUUCUUUGCCAGCUGACGAAUCGUGCAUGAGGGUGGCAUCAACCCCAUCAUCCCAGGCCUCAUGGCCACCCCUGCCACGCUGAACCCUCAAGAUUCCGUGUGAGUGGACGAGCUGCGGGACCAGCUCUUUUGUCAAGUGAAGAGGAUCGGGCUGGACCUGGUGGCUCUCGACACGCAACGCAGCCGGGACCACCGCGGCCUCCCGGGGCACAACGCUCGGAGGCGCUUCUGUGGGCUUUCCCAGCCCCGGAAUCUGGCACAGCUUAGCCAGGUGCUGCAAAACCCGGAUUUGGCAAGGAAGCUCCUGAAUCUGUAUGGGACACCUGACAAUACUGAUGUCUGGAUUGGGGCCAUUGCAGACCCUCUUUCGCCAGGGGCCCAAGUGGGGCCUCUUCUGGUUUCUCUUUUUGAAAACCAGUUCACAAGAGCCUGAAAUGGUGACAGCACCUGGCAUGCAAUGGGUGCCCGUCCUGUUAAUUCCUCCCUACCACACGAGGCCCUGAGCCAGGUUUCCUGGUCUGGAAUUGCGUAUGACCAUACUGGUAUCCCCACCAUUUCGAGGGACAUCUUCAGGGCCAACACUUACCCCCAGGGCUUUGUAAGCUGCAGCAUCCCCAAGUUGGAUCUGUCAGCCUGGCAAGGCUAA
Messenger RNA from Neofelis nebulosa (Clouded leopard), 2106 nucleotides. RefSeq names its product eosinophil peroxidase (gene EPX). Gene Ontology annotation, biological process: response to oxidative stress. Gene Ontology annotation, molecular function: peroxidase activity; heme binding. Lineage: Eukaryota; Metazoa; Chordata; Mammalia; Carnivora; Felidae. The record is from RefSeq and is a predicted model, not a curated record.